Messenger RNA from Trypanosoma theileri, 2013 nucleotides. Its product is annotated as surface protease GP63. Gene Ontology annotation, biological process: cell adhesion; proteolysis. The transcript has a single exon. Gene Ontology annotation, molecular function: metalloendopeptidase activity. Gene Ontology annotation, cellular component: membrane; cytoplasm. Bases 1 to 2013 code for a protein of 670 amino acids. The record is from RefSeq and is a predicted model, not a curated record. Lineage: Eukaryota; Euglenozoa; Kinetoplastea; Trypanosomatida; Trypanosomatidae.
AUGCGUCGUCUGUUGUGCACUGCGCUGCUCUUGCUGUGUUGUGCCUACGGGUGCAUUGCAGCUGUUGUGCAGCCGCUACCGCAGAAAGGACAGGGUCCCUGGGAUACGUACACCGUUGCUGAAGUUGGUUCUGUUCCUGAUCAUGAUAGUGGGAAAAAUAAUUUCGAACCCAUUCGUUUUGCUGUUUCUGCCAAAGAAAUUGAUAGGGUUUUGGCUUAUUGUAAAGAUUUUAAAGGGGUGUUGGAUGAAGAUCAGGAAGAAGAUAAGUAUGAACCCAAAAAAGAUGAGGAAGAAUAUGGAUUUCCACUUGAUCCCGAGGAAAUCAGUGAGUUUUGCGAAGGACAAAACGAGGUAAAACAGUAUAUGAGAAAAACGCUUUUAAGAAAAGUUCUUCCUGCUGCUCUCAAAUUACACAGUGAACGUCUCAGUGUUGAGCGUGAAAAGGAAAACUUGAUGGUGAGAAAGGACGUGGAUAAAUUUUCGUCCAAGUGUUCAAAUGUCUCAGUUCCAAAAAAGCAUCAAGAGCAAGGUAUACCCAACGUUGAUUUUGUGCUGUAUGUAGGUGUUAAAUCAUCACCUGACCCAGUUAACGACGCGAAGAUUUGCAGUAAGAAUGAAAAUGGUCGCCCUACAUCUGCUUUGAUUAAAUUCAUUCCCAAAGAAAUUGCUGAUACGAGGCAUUUUAUUCGCUUUGCUGCACAUGAGGUUGCACAUGCUCUUGGGUUUGAAACUGAAAUGAUGAAUAAGUAUUUUGAUGUCGUUGAAGAAGAAAACGCAGGCAACAAGUUAGUCUAUUUAGUGAAAUCCAACAAUCUUGUUGAUAAGAUGAUGAAAGCGCAGUAUGAUUGUUCAAAUGGUAAUGAAAUAAAGGGAAUGAUUUUGCAGAAUAAACCCACUGAAGAGAAACCUCCACACUGGAAGCGUCGUAUUGCGAAGGAUGAGUUGAUGAGUCCGUACACCUCUGAUCUUGACGCCAAAGAUGUGACUGGGGCGUACUACACAGCACUAACACUUGCCGUAUUUGAUUCUAUGCCAUUCUACAAAGCUAAUUUUGACAUGGCAGAAUCGAUGAGUUGGGGAAAAGAUGCUGGUUGUGAUUUUCUGAAGGGUGGAAAAGAAAAGAAAGACGAAAUAAUACAGAAUCAACCUAAAAUGUUCUGUAAUGAAGUCAAGCCUACUCUGCAAUGCACAUCUGAUCGUUUUGCGCUCGGAAUGUGCUCGGCGAAGGAGCAGCCUACGAUUCAUAUACCUUAUGAUUACCUUGAGCAGUAUUACUUAAUUGCCAAUAAUCCUGAUAAUGACCUGAUGGAUGGUUAUUCCAUUAUUAAGCCGAUUAUUAUGACUAGUUGUGAGGAGGGUAAGGUGGAGUUCAUGCCUGGCAGUAUUGUGAGCAACAUCUCUCGAUGUCUGAACGGUGACAGUCUGACACUAAAAACACCAAACGAAAAUGAUCUUACCGUUGGUGACAUUUGUGCUGAAGUAAGAUGUGAUGGUGGCAAAGUACAUAUCCGCUACGAGGGCAAUGACAAUUGGCACGAGUGUAAUGAUGAGAAGAGUGUCAUAAGGCCCACAGAAGACUCGGUAUUCAGCAGCGGGACCAUAAAGUGUCCCAAAUACUCUGAGGUCUGCAAUGACUUUUCUGAAGUUAAGGAUAUUAACUUCACAAUUGAAUAUGAUGAGGAUGUGAAACUCGAAAUAAAGAAAGAAAAGGAAGCAGAAGAUAAGGCACAAGAGAAAAAGCAACGCGAAGAAGAGGAUCGGAAAAAGAACGAACAAGAAGCGAAUGGGAAGGCGGAAGAAGAAGAGAAAUCCAACACACAAUCCGGACUGGCGUCACAGACCCAGCCUCAACAUCAUGUUCCUGCAUUGGCUGUAGACCAAAGGGGUUCAGCUGUAGCUGAUAAAGAAAAUGUCGAAUCACAUGUAUCUCCUGCUUCAUCACAGGCAAGAGACCAACGCGGUUCAUCUGCAGAGGGUGAAAAGGAGGUUUUUAUCUCCUCCAGCUGUACCUGA